Molecule: messenger RNA, 201 nt
Organism: Pelobates cultripes (western spadefoot toad)
Lineage: Eukaryota; Metazoa; Chordata; Amphibia; Anura; Pelobatidae
Source: the annotation of a GenBank genome assembly
AUGGCCACCAUGCCUGAUCCAGACGCGGGCUCCACAUGCUCGGAGCAAGCCCUGGGGGAUACCUCAGACUCACAGUCACACCUGGGGGCACAGAUGGACCCCGAUGCACUGACACCGGCUACCAAGUUGGAUAUUAGGAACCUCUUGUUAGAACUGAAACAGAUAUUUGCUGCAGACAUGGGACAGAGGUCCAAGCAGUGA